This is a messenger RNA of Sitodiplosis mosellana (orange wheat blossom midge), 3158 nucleotides long. RefSeq names its product cytochrome P450 4c3-like. Gene Ontology annotation, molecular function: heme binding; oxidoreductase activity, acting on paired donors, with incorporation or reduction of molecular oxygen; monooxygenase activity. NCBI's taxonomy places the organism in Eukaryota, Metazoa, Arthropoda, Insecta, Diptera, Cecidomyiidae. The coding region runs from base 16 to 2988 and encodes 990 amino acids. The transcript is spliced from 17 exons. The record is from RefSeq and is a predicted model, not a curated record.
AAAUAUAUUUUACACAUGCGGUAUACCGAAAGUUAUGUGAAAAAUGUGAAAUUUGUUAACAAAUUCAUUCCAUUCUUUGGAAAUGUGUUGCAAUUAGUAGGGAAAUCAUCGACAGAAGCAUUCCGCGAGCUGGUUCAGUUUAUAAAUCGAGAGGGCACGCCGUUUAAAGGGUACAUCGGUCCGAAGUUAUCCAUCGUUGUUGAUAAGCCGGAUGAUAUAAAAGCAGUUCUUACCCAUUGCCUUGAUAAACCAUUUGUUUAUGAGUUUUUUCCAUCUAAAUUGGGACUCUUGACUGAGAGAUCGAGUGAAAUUUGGAAACCAUCUCGUAGGCUCUUGAAUCCGACUUUCAACUUGAAGACUUUGCAAUCGUUUAUACCGAUUUUCAAUGAAAAGACCAAAGACUUCAUAGAUGAAGUGGGAAAAGAAGUUGGGAAUGGUGCUUUUGACAUAUUGCCGUAUGCGAGUGCUUGUACAUUCCAUGAAAUUUGGUCCACUUUAAUGGGACUUGAUAUUGAUCUAAAACCCAACGAAGGAAAGGAAUUUAUCCAUAGCAUUGAAGUUAUUUUCGAUUCGAUAUUCAAGCGAUUCACAAGACCAUGGUUGUAUUUGGAUUUCAUUUAUCGAUGGACUGAUCUAUAUAAAGAAGAGCAAAAAAACUACGACAAAGUACGAACCCUAACGAACAAGGUUUUCGAAGAGCAAACUAAACAAUAUUUGGAUGAGGAUAACGACAAUGGUUUUGAGAAUCUUUCGACAAAUAAAAAAAGACACCUUCCAAUCAUACCGUUAUACGUUGAAGGGAAACUCAGUGAGGAUCUGGUGAAGGAUCAAAUCGAAGCGUUUUUAAUAGCUGGAUAUGAAACAUCCUCCAACACAGUGGCUUAUACGGUUUUAGUGCUGGCCAUGCAUCCACAGAUUCAAGAGCAAGUUUUCAAUGAACUUCGUUCCAUCUUCGAUACACCGGACGAACAAACAACCUAUGACCACAUUCAGAAAAUGCAUCUUCUGGACCGUGUGAUUAAGGAAACUAUGCGUUUAUGUCCAACUGCACCGUUCAUAGAACGUACUUCGUCGACUGACGUUCAGAUUAGCGAUUGUGUUAUUCCAAAAAAUACGUUUAUUGUGACAAUGUUCUAUACAUUACAUCGGAGGCGAGAUAUAUGGGGCGAUAAUGCUAAUGACUUUAAUCCGGAUAAUUUUCUGCCAGAAAACGUUCAAUCCCGUCACCCAUUUGCGUACCAACCCUUUGGAGGUGGCUCGCGUAACUGCAUCGGCCACCAAUAUGCAAUUUUUUCAUUGAAAGUCAUGUUAUCCGCACUUCUACGCAACUAUAAAUUCAACACACAUUUGAAGUGGUCGGAAAUGGAAUUUAAAAUGGAAAUUACACUAAAGUUGGAGAGUAAGCACAUGGUUACAGUAGCACCACGUACCUGUCAAUUUCGAAAACUGAACAAUUUUUUUGCCGUUGGCAGCAAAACCAGUUUCAAAUAUAUGAUCAAAAUGUUUGCAGUGGUUGCAUUAGUGAUUUUAGUGACAUGGGCGUUGGUAAAAUAUGUUUGGAAAAUGUAUCGCAACGAAAGUUAUGUUCGUAAUUUGAAAUGUAAACAACCAUUUAUUCCGUUUUUCGGAAAUGUUCUUUCAAUAAUGGGAUUAACAUCGACCGAAAUAUUCAAUAAAUUUGUUCAAUUUGCAACCCAAAAUGAGACACCCUUGAAGAUGUACUUUGGCUCAAAACUCAUCGUCAUUCUGGAUAAGCCAGAAGAUUUAAAAGCCAUUCUUUUAUCACAAAAUUGCCUUGAUAAGCCAUAUGUCUAUGGCUUUUAUCCCUGUCCACGAGGCAUCGCAACUGAACAGUGCGGUGUUAUAUGGAAAAAAUCUCGAAAACUAAUGAAUCCUACGUUUAAUUUGAAAAUGCUGCAAUCAUUCAUACCAGUUUUCAAUGAGAAAGUGGCGAGUGUUGUGCAGGAAUUGAAAGAUCAUGUUGGAAAAUCGGGCAUCGAUAUAAUGCCAUACACGAACGCAUAUUCCUUGGACACGAUUUGUGCCACUGUGUUGGGACUUGAUAUCGAUUUAAAAUCAAGCAAAGGAAAAGAAUUUAUCGACAGUUACCUGAGUAUUGCUCAAAUCAUACUCAAGCGUGCAGCCAUGCCAUGGGCUCACUUUGACUACAUUUAUCAAUGGACUGAUUUAUACAAGCAACAACAGAAACGCAUGCCAGACGUACGGUAUCUGAUAAAUCGGGCAUUCGAUGAACAAAUCAAAAAUUAUUCGCCGAACAAUAAUUUCCCGAAAAAUGAUCAAAAUGUCACGGUGCAAAACGAACAUCAGUUUAUUGGAUUGUACAUGGAAGGAAAAUUUAACGAAGAUAUGAUGAAACAGCAAAUUGAAACAAUGUUGAUUGGUGCAUUUGAGACAACCGGUUCAACGGCUGCGUUCGUUGUUUUGAUGCUGGCCAUGCAUCCGAUUAUACAGGAACAAGUCUUCGACGAACUUCGCUCCGUAUUCGAUACACAAGAUGAAGAAGCAACGUAUGAACACAUUCGGAAAAUGAAUCUAUUAGAUCGUGUGAUUAAGGAAACCAUGCGUCUUCUUCCAAUGGGCCCAUUUAUUGAACGUGUUACAACUGCUGAUGUGCCGAUCAGUAGCUGCGUUCUUCCAAGAGAUGUAUUAAUUUCGAUUUCAAUCUUCACAUUGCAUCGGAGAAAAGACAUUUGGGGCGAACAUGCAAAUGAAUUCAAUCCGGAUAAUUUUUUACCAGAAAAGGUUCAAUCGCGUCAUGCAUUCUCCUUCCUUCCAUUCAGUGGAGGCCCACGUAAUUGCAUUGGCUAUCUGUAUGCGAUGUUCUCAAUGAAAGUGAUGAUCGCACUUCUACUGCGCAACUAUCAAUUCAGCACGGAUUCGAAAUUGUCAGAUCUUGAACUAAAAUUUGAACUCACACUAAAAUUAGCGAAAAAACCAGUGAUCACAAUAGCACAACGCAAUUGGUAAAUUAAGAACACCAACUACGAGUAUGAGUUCACAUUAGUAGACUUUAAUGGAGACUACAGUAUAUUAACUAUUUUUAGAUUUUAAAAUGAACGUAGGAUUUAAAUGGGCUUUAUGUUAUUGUGUUUUUGGUUACAUUUUUGUGUUUUUCUACAUAAAAUAUUUUAAAUGUG